Molecule: messenger RNA, 1672 nt
Organism: Metopolophium dirhodum (rose-grain aphid)
Lineage: Eukaryota; Metazoa; Arthropoda; Insecta; Hemiptera; Aphididae
Product: Golgi integral membrane protein 4-like
Exons: 11
Coding region: 318-1397 (359 amino acids)
Cellular component (GO): Golgi membrane; Golgi apparatus
Source: RefSeq, a predicted model, not a curated record
UUUCAUGCACAUUCGCGUCCGGCUAAUCAAAUUUUCGACGUUCGCGUUCGACCGUUUGAGGUUUGACGACCUAUUGAUAAAAACAAAAAAAAAAAACCAUAAUAUUAUUCGACAAUAUUCGUCAUUUGUUCAUCACUUUGUCUCGAAAAACAAACAUUUGUUUUAUUCAAUUGAACAUUUUUUAUUUGCAAGUAGUGCGUACAGGUGCAGCCUUGGAGAUGGAUCACAGAUAAUGACAAUAUUGUAUACGAAAUAUUUUUUGACGAUUCUGAUCAUACUACCUUUAUAAACACCGAAGGUACAAAUUGUCUUCAAAAAUGGUGGCCAGAGGGGGAAAAACGAGAUUAAUUGGUUUCAUUUGCAUGGUUUUUGUUUUUUCUGCCGUGCUGUAUGUGUUUCAUGAAACGCAAGUGGAAUUAGAUGGCGUCCGUAAUUCGGCAUCCUCGUGCACACAUCAGCUAGAGUCGUUAUCGUCUCAAUUACAAGUUAUCGUUGAACAUAAGCUGAAAUUGGAGAGGUCAUUAGAAGAAGAAAAACAUGAACAUCUAAAAACCAAGGAGGACCUUAAUGCAGUAAUUCAAGAUGAGAAACAGUUGCGUGAUAAACAAAAUGUUGACUCUAUGAAUCGAUAUAGCGAGAUAGAACGAAAUCAUGAAAUAUUACAGGAAGAAGAAAAAAAUUUAAGAGAAGAAUUGGAAAAAUUGAAAUUAAAAUACUUGGAUGGUGAAAAGAAAAACAAACAACUUACUCAAGAAUUGAAUGAUGCACAAAACAAAAUACAAAAUUUUAAUAAUGAAAAAGUUAAAUUAGAAAGUGGAAAAGAAAACUUAGAAAAUGACCAAAAUAAUAACUUACAAAAAUCAAGUGAAUUAUCAGAUAUAAAAUUUAUUCAAAAAUCAAAUGAUAUUAUGAAUGUUACAAAAUUAAAAAGUGGUUCAGUAACUCCAGCCAUUAAUCCACAAGCAAUCGACGGAGCUACUGCUAAGAGUUCAACUCCAAUGCUAAGUUUUAAAGUGAAUUCUUCAAACAAAUCAUUACCUAUUGGAAAUGAUGAAGCGAAUCCAAUUAAUCAGCCUAUUAUUAUGGACAUCAGCUCUGAUAAAGUACCCAAUAAUGCUUUGGUCCCACAAAAUGAUACUAGUUCAACUCAAGAAUCUCAAGCUGGCGGAAAUGAGUCCAUGAAAGCUAUGCCUGCUCCACCUCAAGAGGAGACUGUUAAGAAAGAUUCAUUAAAUAAGUAUAAUAAUGAAGAAGACAAAAUAUCAAAGCAAAAAAAUAAUUCCUAUAAAUAUGAAUAUGAACAAGAACGUUUCAAAGAAGAUGGUGAGAUAGACAAUGAUGAAGACAUGAAUGAUUUCGAUACAAGAGAAGAUGCAAAUCAACAUGCAAAUAAAUAAAUGUAUUUAUAAUUUAAGGUACCUUUAUCUUAAAGAUAAAUAUUUAAAUGAUAUGAUACCUAUUAAUUGUAUUUUUCUUUUUUUAAUUUAACAUGAUAAUUUUUUUAAAAGCUAAAUAAUAUGCAGUUUAUAAUUAAUUGUUUAUUAAAUUUUUUUUUAUUGAAUCUAACGUGUAUUCUAAAUGCUAAAAUAAGAAAUGAAUGUAUCAUUGUGUCAUACUUAAUGUUAUUCAACCAGCUCAAAUUAUAAAAUUAAUUUAUGGUUGAAACUUAAAA